Rhizophagus irregularis DAOM 181602=DAOM 197198 is the source of this 642-nucleotide messenger RNA. RefSeq lists its product as uncharacterized. The record is from RefSeq and is a predicted model, not a curated record. Lineage: Eukaryota; Fungi; Glomeromycota; Glomeromycetes; Glomerales; Glomeraceae.
AUGGAAAAAUCGAUAGAUUACUUUUUAGGAGGUCGUGAAAAUUCAACGAUAGGUGUAUCAUUGAAUACUGUUGCGAGAGCACUUGAUAGUGCUUGUAACGGUAUUUGCACUUUGAUUCAAUUCUAUGAAAGCUGCACAGUUGUCAAGCUUAGCAGGGGAGGUGGUGACGAUGAUUUCUGUAGUCUUUUAAAAAGAAUUUAUGAUCAAUUAGAAUGUGGCGACGUAAGUGGGUUGGCUGAAAAUACCGAUAAACUGAAAAUUGGUAUUAUUAAAGCCCAAGAAAUUCUCUCAGAACGUUUAAACGAACUAAGACCAUUGAGCGAUUCUGCACGAAAGACCCGGAACGCUUCUUUAAUAGCUACAGUUGCAUCCGCUGCUGCGUCCAUCGUAAAUCCAAAUGCCUUUACUUUCGCCUGUAUGCUAUCUUGUUUCGGGGUCUUUCUUGUAUCAAGUUUAGCAUUUUCAAUGAUUGAAUAUCAAAUACGAUUCCAUGAAGAAGCUCGCACAAAAAUUACAAAUUUAUACACUGAACUCAUUAAAGCUCGAGUUUCAUCAACAUAUUCAUUGGAUUCUAGGAAAUCUGGAGAAUAUGCGGAUGCAAUUAGAGCGCUUGGACGAACCCUUAAGUGCACUUGCUUUUAA